Lathyrus oleraceus (garden pea) is the source of this 2917-nucleotide messenger RNA. RefSeq names its product nuclear intron maturase 2, mitochondrial. The coding region runs from base 218 to 2383 and encodes 721 amino acids. The transcript has 2 exons. The record is from RefSeq and is a predicted model, not a curated record. NCBI's taxonomy places the organism in Eukaryota, Viridiplantae, Streptophyta, Magnoliopsida, Fabales, Fabaceae. Gene Ontology annotation, biological process: mRNA processing.
UGCAUUAAUCUAUUCAUGCACAUAUCUGGUCAAAAUUUACCAUAAGAAUGACUACCACUCAAGGAGGGGAAAAAGUGCGAAACGCAAGCAUUGGUUGAUUUGCAGCAGCAGCUGGUUCCAGGGUUUUUGUUGGGUUUUUGCUCUUCCACUCCAUUUCUCCUAAACUCAUUUCAACAAACACCUUCAAGUCAACUCAAUAUGCCCUGAACUCAACACAAUGCAUCGACGCCGUUUCACUCUCUUCACCCUCCAACUCCUCACCAACAACAUUCCCCUACGCUCACUCCCCACCUUAACUUCCCUACACUCUCACCACCACCGUCACCUCUCCUCCACCACCUUCCGCCGUCCACCACCUGACCCAAACGACCCUUCAAUACUCCUCAAAGAAGACGGAUUCUCCCUAUGUUCCCAAAUGUGGAUCGACAAUUUCCGUCACCCCGACAAAAUCAUCACCAACCUCUCCUCCUUCCUCCGCCGCUUCGAACUCUGGCUCCUCGCUUACCAAAAAGUCACCACCGACGAAACCGGUUCGUACACGCCGCGCAGUUCAAUUCAACGACCUCAACUCGAAGACCUUCUCGCUCUUCGUAACGCUGUUAUCGAUGGUAAUUUCAAAUGGGGUUCGCGGCUUAAAUUUCAUAUCAAAUCACCUAUUGAUAAAACCGAUUAUGAAUCGCUUUCCAAAAGAAAAAUCAAAAUCAUAUUAACUACUACCCAGCCCACACCUUUUCAAGAUAAAAUUGUUCAGGAGGUUCUUUUGAUGAUCCUUGAACCUAUUUAUGAACCUAGGUUUUCGUCCAAGUCUUUCGCUUUUCGUCCUGGGAGGACGCCGCAUACUGUUUUGAGAAUUAUUAGGAGGAACUUUGCUGGCUAUUUGUGGUAUUUGAAAGGUGAUUUGAGUACUUUGUUGGAUGGGGUGAAGGUAGGGUUAGUGAUUAAUGCUCUUAUGAGAGAUGUUAGGGAUAAGAUGGUUGUUGAUUUGUUGAAAUCCGCGUUGGUUACGCCGGUUGUAACAAGUAAGGUUGAUGAUAGAGAAAAGAAGAAGACAAAGAGGAAGUAUCAGAAGAAGAGGAUUUUGAAUGAGGAUGAACCUAAGCCUGAUCCUUAUUGGUUAGACACUUUUUUUGGAUUUGCACCCGAGGAAGCUGAGAAGGUUCCGAAUUGGGGUCAUUGUGGAGUUUUGAGUCCUCUUUUGGUUAAUAUUGUUUUGGAUGAGUUGGAUCGUUGGUUGGAAGGGAAAAUGAAGGAGAUUUAUGUUCCUUCCAAGAGUGAUGUUAUAUGGAAUAGUCCUGAAGGGGAAGCUGAACAGGGAAACACUUCUUGGCCGGAGUUUGUGCCUACCAGUGGACCUGAUAAAACUAGGAAGAUGGAUUUUAUAAGAUAUGGAGGUCAUAUCUUGAUUGGUGUUCGGGGUCCUAGGGCGGACGCGGCUACAUUGAGGAAGCAGUUGAUUGAGUUUUGUGAUCAGAAGUUGAUGGUCAAGCUUGAUAAUGAGUGCCUUCCUAUAGAACAUAUAACCAAAGGUAUAAUGUUUCUCGAUCACGUGCUUUGUAGGAGGGUUGUUUAUCCAACUCUUAGGUACACUGCAACUGGUGGUAAGAUCAUUAGUGAAAAGGGUGUUGGAACACUUUUGUCGGUCACGGCGAGCUUAAAGCAAUGCAUUAGGCAAUUCAGAAAGUUGAGUUUUCUAAAGGGUGAUAGGGAUCCUGAUCCCCAACCUUGUUUUAGGAUGUUUCAUGCCACUCAAGCUCACACCAAUGCUCAAAUGAACAAGUUUUUGUCAACCAUGGUUGAAUGGUAUAGGUUUGCAGACAAUAGGAAGAAGAUUGUGAACUUCUGUUCUUACAUCAUAAGAGGCUCACUUGCAAAGCUUUACGCUGCUAAAUACAAGCUUCGCUCGCGCGCAAAAGUGUAUAAGAUUGGUGCCCGAAAUCUGAGCCGUCCACUGAAGGAGAAGAAAGGACAGUCUCCUGAGUAUCAAAAUUUGCUUAGGAUGGGUCUUGCCGAAUCAAUCGACGGGCUUCAGUAUACAAGGAUGUCUCUCGUACCUGAGACAGAUUACACCCCAUUCCCUGGUAAUUGGAGGCCUGACCAUGAAAAGUCGUUGCUAGAAUACAUAAAGUUAGAAGAUCCAAAGACUUUGGAGGAGCAACAGAGUGGCAUCAGAGAACAAGGUCUUGUUACACCGCAAGAUUACAUUUCAAUGCUUGUUUGGAAUUACAAAAGGAACUCUCUUCCUAUGGACCAUCUCUCCUUAAUAAAGAGCAAUGAAAGUGUCUUAGGGAAUCAACAUUUGCUAGCUGUCUCAAACCAGGAUGACCAUGAACACACAAGCAAAGAGGAAGAAACUGAUGCAGGGAUGAAUGAAGCACAGAUGUAACAAAAGGGUCUGUAUUAUCCUUCACCUUUCAUGGAUGCUUGCCUUGCCACAAAAAGGACACAAUAUCUGAAGACUGGGGUUUUUUGUGCAAGCAUCUCAUCCCUACUCAGGAAGAAUGUAGGGAUUGCCACAGUCCUUAUGAACAGGGGCUAAUAUCAGAUGCAAAUGUGGAAAAAUUCCGUCCUAUAUUUGUCGGUCCACAGAAAGGAGUAUUCAAUUUUGUAUGAAGAUCCAAUAAAGUUUGCUCCUCGUGGAUGCAUAUGAUAAGGCAAGAAGGGAAAUUGAACAACUCAAGCAGUAUCAUCUAAUUGGUUAUUGUUCAUAUGUACUUGUCCCAUUUCUUAACAACCCUUGGGUCUUGACUAUACCUAUAAUUUUGUAAACUUUAUUUCUAUACGAAUAGUGUACUAUGAGAAAGAAGCUUACAUUAUUUGAUCUUGUUACUAAUCCACCCAAUGGGGAACAUGAUAAUAAUGCACAGUUUUUGUUUAUAUAUUGUUCAAUUCUGAAUAUAAUUGUCAUGAUAUGCUUCUA